Messenger RNA from Candidula unifasciata, 538 nucleotides. The record is from the annotation of a GenBank genome assembly. Lineage: Eukaryota; Metazoa; Mollusca; Gastropoda; Stylommatophora; Geomitridae.
CCACGGGACACCUUCCUUCAGCAGCCAGACCCAGGCUGUGCCCAACAGUGAGGUGGACGGACCUGCGGUGAGCGGCAGCAACUACCCAGUGCAAGUGUUCAAUGGGAGCUUCUACUCCAGGCAGCAGCUGCUGAGUACCAUCCCCCAAAGGAAUGACACUUUCUAUGUGCUGUCAUUCAGCACUGAUUACUUUCUAGUGCCUGCCAGUGCACACAACAAAACUAUGAGGCCUCGUAUGUCGCUGCUGAUGCCAGUAGUUACCCCAUCUGUCAAUGACAGCCGACUUUACAGCAUUGGAGUCAUGCAGAUUGACUGUGAAAUUCUUAACACCAACUUAAUCCACCUGUACCGCUCCGCCUUCACGGAGGAGACCCUGAACAAUUCAACAGCCUAUGCAAGCAGUGAAAGCAACCACAGAGGGGAUAGAGAAAACAGUGAAGAUGUGCACGCCAAACAAGAGGAGCAUAGCAGCACUGCUAAAAAGACCUACAAGAAUAUCAAGUACUGGGAGAAACUGCGCAAGACAACAACGGUUUGA